GGAAGGUAAAGGGGACACUUCCUCCACCAGUCACUCGUUAUGAUCUCGAUCUCUGAUCAAUUCAAUGGCGCUAAGCUGAAAAUUGGAGUGGAGUAUCAUAAUCAGAUUCCUAUUACAGUCACUGGCUGAUCUAAUCGGGGAAGAAGGCGGAGAUGUCGGCGGAAGAGAGUUGCUGCACGGCGAAAUUCUCCGUGUACGUAUUGGUGUGCAUCGGACUGGUGGCGUUCGCCGGUCUCAUGGCCGGUCUGACUCUAGGCCUCAUGUCUCUUGGCCUCGUUGAUCUCGAAGUUCUCAGCAAGUCCGGCCGCCCACAAGAUCGCAUUCAUGCCGCUAAGAUUCUUCCGGUUGUGAAAAAUCAACACCUUUUGCUGUGUACACUCUUGAUUGGCAACUCUUUAGCAAUGGAGUCUCUUCCGAUAUUCUUGGACAAGCUUGUUCCUUCAUGGGCAGCAAUUCUGGUGUCUGUUACACUGAUUCUCAUCUUUGGUGAGAUUUUGCCCCAAGCAGUUUGCACUCGCUAUGGAUUGACAGUCGGUGCAACGGUAGCACCCUUUGUUCGUCUCCUUCUUUGGGUCUUCUUCCCGAUCGCUUAUCCAAUAAGUAAGGUUUUAGAUUGGAUGUUGGGAAAAGAUCGUUCUGCCCUUCUGCGCAGAGCAGAGCUGAAAACUUUUUUUGAUUUUCAUGGAAAUGAGGCUGGGAAAGGAGGUGAUCUCACUCAUGAUGAAACAACUAUUAUUGCCGGAGCUCUUGAGCUCACAGAGAAAACUGCUAAAGAUGCGAUGACCCCAAUAUCAAAAGCAUUUUCUGUUGAUCUUGAUGGAACCCUUAAUUUGGAGACUCUCAAUUCUAUAAUGACAAAGGGCCAUAGUAGAGUGCCUGUAUACUAUAAAAACACAACCAAUAUUGUUGGGCUUAUUUUGGUCAAGAAUCUUUUGGCGGUGAAUCCAGAAGAUUCAGUUCCUAUAAAGAAAAUGACCAUAAGAAAAAUACCUAGGGUUUCAGAAAAGAUACCUUUGUAUGACAUUCUAAAUGAAUUCCAAAAGGGCCACAGUCACAUUGCUGUUGUUUACAAAGAUGUGAACGAGACAAUAGAUACCCGGACCAACAAGUUUAAAGAUGGCGUUGAGAAUUCAGGAUUUAAAUCCAUUCCGAAUGAUGCUGAGAAGGCGACCGAAGAUCAAAUUCCUGCUUUCAAGAAGAGACACAGAGGUUGCUCGUUUUGUAUUUUAGAUUUGGAUAAAACUCCCAUUCCCGAAUUCCCUCCUAAUCAAGAGGUUGUGGGUGUGAUUACCAUGGAAGAUGUCAUUGAGGAGCUUCUCCAGGAGGAGAUACUGGAUGAAACUGAUGAAUACGUGAACAUUCACAACAAGAUAAAGGUAAAUAUGAAUGCUUCACAGACAAUUCUGCCAUCUGGUUCUGCCACUACAGAUCCUCCUCAAUGAUAACCUCAAGAAUAGUAGCAGCAAAAGUGUACAGGUUCCUGUGUAAGAAGAAGAUGGAUGGCAAGAAAUUGAACCCCAGGAGUGGUAGGUUCCCUGGGCCAUUAUUUUGCAAGUUAAUGAUGCUUUGGUCUGACCUGAAAUCUUGAAUAUACUGGAAAUAGAGGAGAUAUGACUGAUGUACAAGUACUAACCUUUUAGGAGUUGCCAUUAUUUCUUUAUCCAGUGAAUGCCUCUAUAGGUGCAUGGGUGUAUUCUAUCUAGAAAUCACAAGCAUUUGUAAUCUUAGCAGUUUAAUACCAGGAACUUCAAAGAAAGGCAGAAAUAAGAGAAGUUGAUUGUGUCAUUUUAAUUUGAAUAAAGCUAGGGGUACACU
This is a messenger RNA of Cuscuta campestris, 1815 nucleotides long. The record is from the annotation of a GenBank genome assembly. Lineage: Eukaryota; Viridiplantae; Streptophyta; Magnoliopsida; Solanales; Convolvulaceae.